Messenger RNA from Drosophila melanogaster (fruit fly), 729 nucleotides. RefSeq lists its product as uncharacterized. NCBI's taxonomy places the organism in Eukaryota, Metazoa, Arthropoda, Insecta, Diptera, Drosophilidae. The transcript has 2 exons. The record is from RefSeq and is marked reviewed. The coding region runs from base 115 to 687 and encodes 190 amino acids.
UCUCUGAGUAAAACCAAUAUUCGCGGCACAAAAUAUUUUAAAUUAGCAAUAAAACGUAUAAAACUAAACUCAGACAACUACAUUUCUUGUGUGCCAGAAUCCUUAGUUUGCAGAAUGUCUCGUUUUCCGAGGAGACUGAAGAGCAUCCUGGUGAUGGUGAUAAUCCUUCAGGCUCAAAAUAUUGCAACAGGAACUCCCCGUGGCGGAAGCAGAAGUAGCAGCUCCAGUUCUAGAUCCAGUCCUAGAUCCAGUUAUGGAUCUAGUUAUGGAUCCAAUUAUGGGUCCACUUACGGUUCUGGGUCAAGACACUCCUACUCUCCUCCAUCCUAUUCAUCUUUGUCGAAAACCUUUUCGCUUCCCACGUUCGACUUGGGACACAAUUUGCCCAAAGGACCUCCGCCGGCUUACUCAGCUCAUGAUACCGUGGGUGGAGCACCCACGAACAUUCGCGAAAGACCGCCGGCAUACAAGCCUCCCAGAAAACAAAUUUCCAGCUCUCUAUAUCACAACCAAUACCAAGGAUGGACUACCUCCAGAUCGAACUCCAACCGCAAUUACCGGGUCAGUUAUAACUGCACCAAUGAUUUUAUGUGCAGUGCCGCCACCAGCCCACACUAUCCCAUCCAUGGAUAUACUUAUCUUAUCCUUAUCUUGAGUUUUCUAUAUGUAUACUCGACUUUAUUGUAAAAAACUGUGUUUAAAUAAACCAAACUUAUAUUGAGCUGUAGC